Messenger RNA from Aspergillus pseudoviridinutans, 441 nucleotides. RefSeq lists its product as uncharacterized. The coding region runs from base 1 to 441 and encodes 146 amino acids. Lineage: Eukaryota; Fungi; Ascomycota; Eurotiomycetes; Eurotiales; Aspergillaceae. The record is from RefSeq and is a predicted model, not a curated record. The transcript has a single exon.
AUGGCCAUCACCAAGACAAAAGUUAUCGCUAUUGGAGCAGGAGGCCUUUUAGGCCCCCACAUUGUCGCCGCACUCGAUGCGGACACUCGUUUUGCUGUGUCCAUUUUCCCCAACCAUUUGACGGUACACCGGACGGCGGAUUCCUAUCCGGCAGCCGAACUGCUGAGAGCAUUCAAAGGGCAAGAUGUUGUGGUGUCGACCAUCACCGCUCGAGAUGACAGCACCCAGCAGCAGAAAGCGUUCAUCGAUACGGCGGUCAACGCAGGUGUCAGACGCUUUGUCCCGUCGGAGUUUGUUCCCAGCAGGAGAAACAACAAGGCCCGGAAACUGUUACCCCAGUUUGUAACGCCGAAGUUGGAGACGGUGGAUUACUUGAGGAGCAAGGAACAGGAUGGGCUGGAAUGGACAGCGUUCGUGACGGGGAUGUUCAUCGACCCUUAA